AUUCUCUUCUCUCUCUCCUUCAAUUCUCCCUCAAUUCUCAAUUGGGUUUUCCCCCUUCUUUCUCCCUUCUCAAUUCUCAUUAUUUUACAACAAUUUUACCCAAAAAAAAUUACCCAUUUUCCCAAAUUGUUAGCAAAUCAAGGGCACAACAAGACACAGACACUAAAGAAAGCAAAUUUGACCAAAUACUCUUUUUCAUACUACUGUCCACUCUCUAGUCUACUCUCAGUUCUACACCAAUACCUUUGUAUUUUUAGUUUUUUACCCUCUUCUUAUUAUUAUAAAUAAAUUAUAAAAAAUUUAAAAAUGGCAUUAAAGAAAGAAUCUUUUUCUUGUUUUAAUUCUACCCUUCAUUUCAGAUCUUAAUAAGACCAUAAAUUAGUUCUGAAAACCCUCUUAAAUGCUUUAAUCAUUAUGGAGUACUUCACCUUUCUAGUUGUUGUUUGUUCUUCAAAAAUGGUUUUUUUUUUAACUAAUUAAGCUAAACUACUCUUUCUUCUCAACGGUCACAUCCAUCACUUUACCCUUACUUUCUUUUUCUGAUAAAAAAUUGUUUUUUAAGAAAAAAUGGCACAAAAUAAUGAAGGAAAAGCAAUGCCUGAAUCUGCAGACAAGAAAAAAGAACAAACAUUACCAUUUUAUCAGUUAUUUUCAUUUGCUGAUAAAUAUGAUUAUGUUUUAAUGAGUUUGGGUAGUUUAGGAGCUGUGAUUCAUGGGUCUUCAAUGCCUGUUUUCUUCCUUCUUUUUGGUGAAAUGGUUAAUGGGUUUGGUAAAAAUCAAUCUGAUCUUCAAACCAUGACUCAUGAAGUUUCCAAGUAUGCUUUGUAUUUUGUCUAUCUUGGCCUCAUUGUAUGCGCCUCCUCUUAUGCCGAAAUUGCUUGUUGGAUGUACACUGGAGAAAGACAAGCAGGAACACUAAGAAAAAAGUAUUUAGAGGCAGUUUUAAAACAGGAUGUUGGAUUCUUUGAUACAGAUGCUAGAACUGGUGACAUUGUAUUCAGUGUCUCUACUGAUACUCUUCUUGUUCAAGAUGCCAUUAGUGAGAAGGUGGGUAAUUUCAUACAUUAUCUUUCCACAUUUUUGGCUGGAUUGGUUGUUGGGUUUGUGUCGGCAUGGAAGCUGGCGUUACUUAGUGUGGCGGUUAUUCCUGGAAUUGCAUUUGCAGGAGGUCUUUACGCUUACACUCUCACCGGACUGACUUCUAAGAGUCGUCAAUCAUAUGCCAAUGCUGGUAUCAUUGCUGAACAGGCCAUUGCGCAAGUUCGGACUGUUUAUUCGUAUGUAGGGGAGACAAAGGCAUUAAAUUCGUAUUCCGAUGCCAUUCAAAAUACGCUUAAACUUGGUUACAAGGCUGGGAUGGCAAAAGGUUUGGGUCUCGGAUGUACUUAUGGCAUUGCUUGCAUGUCGUGGGCACUUGUUUUCUGGUAUGCUGGUGUUUUCAUAAGGAAUGGACAGACCGAUGGAGGAAAGGCAUUCACCGCCAUUUUCUCUGCCAUCGUUGGUGGCAUGAGCUUAGGUCAGUCGUUCUCUAACCUUGGGGCGUUUAGCAAAGGAAAAGCAGCUGGAUACAAGUUGAUGGAGAUAAUCAAACAAAAGCCGACAAUCGUCCAAGAUCAAGCCGAUGGUAAAUGCUUGGAGGAAGUUAGCGGGAAUAUAGAGUUCAAGAAUGUAUCAUUUAGCUACCCUUCCCGUCCGGAUGUCAUGAUCUUUCGAGAUUUUUCAUUGUUCUUCCCAGCGGGAAAAACUGUUGCAGUGGUAGGUGGUAGUGGUUCGGGAAAAAGCACUGUUGUAUCCCUGAUUGAGAGGUUCUACGAUCCUAAUGACGGUCAGGUUUUACUAGAUAAUGUCGAUAUUAAGAUACUGCAAUUGGCAUGGUUGCGUAGUCAAAUUGGUCUGGUGAACCAAGAGCCUGCGCUCUUUGCCACCACCAUUCUCGAGAACAUUCUUUAUGGAAAACCUGAUGCGACGAUGGCUGAGGUUGAAGCUGCUGCCUCUUCUGCAAACGCUCAUAGCUUCAUUACGUUGCUUCCAAACGGAUACAAUACCCAUGUGGGUGAACGGGGAGUUCAACUUUCAGGUGGUCAAAAGCAGAGAAUCGCGAUUGCUAGAGCAAUGUUGAAGAACCCUAAAAUUCUCCUACUAGAUGAAGCGACAAGUGCACUAGAUGCUAGCUCCGAGAGCAUCGUACAAGAAGCACUCGACAGAUUGAUGGUGGGAAGAACAACAGUGGUUGUGGCUCAUCGUCUUUCCACCAUCAGAAACGUUGAUACUAUCGCUGUAAUUCAGCAAGGACAGGUCGUCGAGACAGGAACCCAUGAGGAACUAAUAGCUAAAGCCGGUGCAUAUGCCUCAUUGAUCCGCUUCCAAGAAAUGGUUGGAAACAGAGACUUCUCAAACCCUUCGACACGCCGUACACGUUCAUCCAGAUUAAGUCAGUCUCUGUCCACCAAAUCAUUGAGCCUUCGAUCAGGAAGUUUGAGAAACUUGAGCUACUCGUACAGCACUGGUUUUGAUGGUCGGAUUGAGAUGGUUUCUAAUGCAGAGUCAGAACGGAAGAAUCCUGCACCACGCGGGUACUUCUGUCGGCUUCUUAAGCUGAACGCACCCGAAUGGCCUUACUCCAUCAUGGGUGCUGCAGGAUCAAUACUCUCGGGUUUCAUCGGUCCCACUUUUGCUAUCGUGAUGAGUAACAUGAUCGAGGUUUUCUACUAUCGGAAUUAUGCUUCAAUGGAAAGGAAGACUAAAGAAUUUGUCUUCAUCUACAUAGGAGCAGGACUUUAUGCAGUUGUUGCAUACUUAAUCCAGCAUUACUUCUUUAGCAUAAUGGGCGAAAACCUGACUACGAGAGUUAGAAGGAUGAUGCUGGCAGCAAUAAUGAGGAAUGAAGUCGGAUGGUUCGAUGAGGAAGAGCACAACUCUAGCCUCCUAGCAGCUCGGUUAGCAACUGAUGCAACGGAUGUAAAAUCAGCAAUCGCGGAGAGGAUUUCCGUUAUACUACAAAAUAUGACCUCUCUUCUCACAUCGUUUAUCGUUGCGUUCAUCGUGGAAUGGAGGGUUUCACUUCUCAUAUUAGGAACAUUCCCACUUCUUGUCCUUGCAAACUUUGCUCAGCAAUUAUCGUUGAAGGGAUUUGCAGGAGACACGGCAAAGGCACAUGCAAAAACAAGUAUGAUUGCAGGUGAGGGGGUGAGCAACAUUAGAACAGUUGCAGCUUUCAAUGCUCAGGAGAAGAUCCUUUCCCUCUUUUGCCAUGAACUUCGGUUUCCACAAAAACGUAGCUUUCAUCGUAGUCAAACUUCUGGCAGUCUCUUUGGGCUAUCUCAGCUAGCAUUGUAUAGUUCAGAGGCCCUUAUUCUCUGGUAUGGUGCCCAUCUUGUGAGCAAAGGUCUUUCGACUUUUUCGAAAGUCAUCAAGGUUUUUGUAGUUCUGGUCAUCACAGCCAAUUCAGUCGCUGAAACCGUAAGCUUGGCUCCUGAGAUCAUACGGGGUGGAGAGGCCGUGGGGUCUGUUUUCUCGAUCUUAGAUCGCUGCACAAGAAUUGAUCCUGAUGAUUCAGAAGCAGAAACUGUUGAAUCCAUUCGUGGGGAGAUUGAAUUCCGCCAUGUCGAUUUUUCAUACCCUACUCGCCCUGAUGUCCUGGUGUUUAAGGAUUUCAAUCUCAGAAUCCGGGCAGGCCAAAGCCAAGCCCUUGUUGGUGCAAGUGGGUCCGGAAAGAGCUCAGUCAUUGCGUUAAUUGAGCGAUUCUAUGACCCAAAUGUCGGAAAAGUCAUGAUUGAUGGCAAGGACAUCCGGAGAUUAAACCUAAAAUCCCUAAGGCUCAAGAUUGGUUUAGUACAACAGGAACCAGCGCUUUUUGCCGCGAGCAUCUUUGACAACAUUGCAUACGGGAAAGAAGGGGCAACCGAGGCAGAAGUAAUAGAAGCAGCUCGAGCGGCCAACGUGCAUACGUUCGUAAGUGCAUUGCCAGAGGGCUACAAAACCACCGUUGGUGAGCGAGGAGUUCAACUUUCCGGAGGUCAGAAGCAAAGAAUCGCCAUCGCUCGAGCAGUGCUAAAAGACCCGGCCAUCCUAUUGUUGGACGAGGCUACAAGUGCCUUAGACGCGGAGUCAGAGUGCGUGCUUCAGGAGGCCCUCGAGAGGCUAAUGAGGGGCCGUACCACAGUUCUCGUUGCACAUCGACUGUCAACUAUAAGAGGAGUUACUAGUAUAGGAGUGGUGCAAGACGGGCGCAUUGUAGAACAAGGUAGCCAUUCCGAGCUCAUCAGUAGGCCCGAGGGAGCGUAUUCUCGUCUUUUGCAACUUCAACUCCACCAUGUGUAACCAAACAAAGUCUAAUUGUAGUAAAUUCUUUUUAAUGAUGGUGAUGACCCAUGAUGGUGAUUGCUGUAGAUAUGAUGGGCAAAGUAAGGCUAUUUUUAGAAAUUUUAUCUUUUUUUCACAAAUUUGAUUUCUAAAUGGCGAAGAAAUCAUUGUAUUAUGAAUGAAGGGUUCAGAAAAAAAGGAAGUGUUUGCAUGUGAGCUGGGUUUGAUUAGUUUUUUGAUGUAGGCUCACACUUUAUUACCUUAAGUGUUGAAAACUGGAAAAAGAUCUGUAGAAGACCUUUCCAGCAUAACUAGAGGCUGCCUUUUAUUUUUAAAAUAUUUUGUAAUAUUAAAUUAAACUCCUUUUUUGGGAUCUUACCUUUUCUCUCAUCCAA
Molecule: messenger RNA, 4697 nt
Organism: Amaranthus tricolor (Joseph's coat)
Lineage: Eukaryota; Viridiplantae; Streptophyta; Magnoliopsida; Caryophyllales; Amaranthaceae
Product: ABC transporter B family member 19
Exons: 10
Coding region: 568-4320 (1250 amino acids)
Biological process (GO): transmembrane transport
Cellular component (GO): membrane
Molecular function (GO): ATP binding; ATP hydrolysis activity; ABC-type transporter activity
Source: RefSeq, a predicted model, not a curated record